Chironomus riparius is the source of this 1125-nucleotide messenger RNA. NCBI's taxonomy places the organism in Eukaryota, Metazoa, Arthropoda, Insecta, Diptera, Chironomidae. The record is from the annotation of a GenBank genome assembly.
AUGGAAAGCAUUAUCUUCUUGAUUUAUGUGAUUAUAAAUCUGUAUUUUUGCAAAAGUCAAUUGGUAUUUAGUGGAACAUCGGGUGGAAGUGUAUCACCGACUAUAAUGAACAAUCCGUGCAUUUGUGUUGUCGCUGGAUAUUGCAGCCGAGUUAAUGGAUCUACUAGCUCAUUGCCUACUGAUGGAUCUGGCUUGAUUGAUGUUCGAAUUAUUAAUAGUGGAUUUGGUGGAUCGACAAAUACUGGAUCAUCAACAUCUCCAGCUUCGACUGGAAUUUCAACAAUGGUUGUAUCACAAAGUUCAUGUCAAGCUGGAUUAGAAGUGUGCUGUCUAUCUUCAGGAUAUAGAUGUGGAUUGAGAUUUCCACCCAUCCAAGGUGCGCCAUCGGUAACGUUUGGUCAAGCUCCAUAUGGAAGUUAUCCUUGGUUUGCUCUAAUUUUCCAACAAUACACAAAUAUAUAUGUCGGAUCAGGAGUUCUGAUUGAUCACAUGCACAUCCUAACAGUUGCUCAUAAAAUUUCUAAUUAUACCUUAACACCAACAAGUCUAAAAGUAAGACUAGGAGAAUGGAAUCUAGCACCAGCAACUGAGCCAAUUACUCCGAUUGAAUUUAAUGUUGUGAGAAUAUUCAUCCAUCCACAGUUUAAUUCACAAUCUAUUGCGAAUAGCAUUGCAAUUUUGAGGGUAAGUCCAGAUGUGCCUUUAGGACAAACACCAACAAUUACUACAGGAUGCUUAUCAACAAAUUACAUAACUGGUGGUAGGUGCUGGGUUGCUGGAUACGGCGAGAAAGCCUUUACAUCAGGUUCAACACCAACAAUUAUGCAGCAUGUAGAAUUACCAAUUGUUAAUCAAGUAACAUGUCAAAAUUUACUUAGAUCUACUAGACUUGGUUCUGGAUUUAUUUUGGAUCCAAUUAGCUUCUUAUGUGCUGGUGGAAUACCUGGACGCGAUGCAUGCACUGGUGACGGAGGUUCAGCUCUGAUGUGUUUUGCCAAUUCCCAAUGGUACAUCGCUGGUCUUGUUGCUUGGGGAAUCGGAUGUGGCAGCUCUAAUGUUCCUGGAGUUUAUAUGAACGUCACCAACUACAUCAAUUGGAUACAGACAACUACAAUUCAGCCAUAA